GGUUCAUUGACGUGGUGUUGGGCUAGUUUAGCUACAUCAGUACAUAUGUCCACUUUUUAUUAUUUUUACUGUUGGAAUGUGAGGUGAAAUACUAGAUAUUUCACAUAUAUUACGUGGGAGCAGUUAUGGCUAAAGAAGAACCGCCUCACUGGUCGGAUAUUUUGAAAAGGAGGAUAACGAACUUCAAAAAAGAUGAGAGAAGCGAAGAGGAAAAGAAAGCAGAGGAGACGAACCUUUUCACAAAGUAUUACACAGAGUGGAAGGGAGGCAAAGACGGAGACGAGUCCUACAAGAGCAUCCCACGGUUCUACUACAGGCUACCAGCAGAGGAUGAAGUGUUACUUCAGAAGUUGAGAGAGGAAUCCAGAGCUGUUUUCCUCCAGAGGAAGAGCAGAGAACUGCUUGAUAAUGAGGAACUGCAGAAUCUGUGGUUCCUGCUCGAUAAGCACCAGGUUCCUCCACUGAGUGGAGAUGAAGCCAUGAUCAGCUAUGAAGCGUACCUGCAGGUGGGGGACAAGGCUGGGCCCAAGUGCAACAAAUUUUUUACAGCUAGAGUUUACGCCAAGCUGCUCCACAACGACCCUUACGGCAGAAUCUCCAUCAUGCAGUUCUUUAACUAUGUCAUGAGGAAAGUGUGGCUGCAUCAGACCCGGAUAGGCCUGAGUCUGUAUGACGUGGCAGGGCAGGGCUACCUUAGAGAGUCGGAUUUGGAGAACUACAUCCUGGAGCUCAUUCCCACUCUGCCUCAGCUUGACGGACUGGAGAAGUCCUUCUACUCUUUCUACGUCUGCACUGCUGUUCGCAAGUUCUUUUUCUUCCUUGACCCACUUCGAACUGGAAAGAUUAAAAUCCAGGAUAUAUUGGCUUGCAGUUUUCUGGAUGAUUUAUUGGAGCUGAGAGAUGAGGAGUUAUCUAAGGAGAGUCAGGAGUCCAACUGGUUCUCGGCACCAUCAGCUCUCAGAGUCUAUGGUCAGUACCUCAACCUGGAUAAGGACCAUAACGGCAUGUUGAGCAAAGAGGAGCUUUCACGCUACGGCACAGCGACUCUCACUCCAGUCUUCCUGGACAGAGUGUUUCAGGAGUAUCUCACCUACGAUGGAGAAAUGGACUAUAAGACCUACCUAGACUUUGUAUUGGCCUUGGAAAACAGGAAGGAGCCUGCAGCACUGCAGUACAUCUUUAAACUUCUGGAUAUGGAGAAUCAAGGAUACCUGAAUGUCUUCUCUCUCAACUACUUCUUCAGGGCCAUUCAGGAGCAGAUGAAGCUGCACGGUCAGGAGCCUGUCACCUUCCAGGAUGUCAAGGAUGAGAUUUUUGACAUGGUGAAGCCUAAGGACCCAUAUAAAAUCACUCUGCAAGAUUUGGUAAACAGUUGCCAGGGCGACACCGUCAGUAGCAUCCUGAUCGACCUGAACGGCUUCUGGACGUAUGAGAACAGGGAAGUGUUGGUCACUAACGACACUGACAGCAGUAACACAGCUGAUCUCGAUGACUCCUGACAGUCUUUGAUGAGCUCGACUGGUUCCACUCCCAACAACAAAAUAAGGCAAGGACAUUUAACCUUUACCCACUGACUCAGGUCUUACUGGUUACACAGAAACUAAAUAACAUGAGGUGGAGGUGGAGGAAGGAAGGAGAGUGAGACUGAGUUUUCUGUAAAUAUUGCUCUGUGUUCCAGUUUGUUUUCCUCUAAAAUCUACCUAAUAUAUUUUUUUGUCUUUUCAAAAUAAAUGUUGACAGUGCUUUAACAUUAUAUUCUUCCUUGUACUGUUAGUAGCAAGAGCUUUUACUUAAGCUGUGGCUCGCAUGACAGUGCUAUGUGGCACUUUACUACUGACUGAACUGUGAACCAUACGAGGGACAAUGUCUUUUAACAAUGUAUCUCAAUUCUCAUCAGUUAGUGAAUGGAAAUUAGAUUUUCAAGAUUGGAACAUUAUUGUAUAUGAUGGAAUUUAAUUUUGGAGGUAAACUGAACUACAGAUAAGUAGAACAUCCCUGCAGCCUUUUUAAGCAUAAGGUAUGUUUAAUUCAUGGUGCUGAUUUGAACAGAAGUGGUUUGGAAGUUCAAUGGUACAACAACAAAGACUUAAGUUAUUUAAAACUUUAAACAAAUAAAAAGGACAAGAUGAGUAAAGAUGGUACUUUUUGUAAAAAUAAGUGACCAAAUCAGCAUUUUGAAUGUUUAAAGGUUUUAUUAACACACAAAAUAUACAUAUGUAUGUACAGAUUCAUGAAGAGUUUGUGUUAAAAUAAUCUCUGCACACAUUGGCCUUUGGUUUAACAAAAAACAACACAUCAACCCUUUACUGCAGUAAAAGACAUUUAUCCACACUACCAACACAUUAAGAUACAUUUUUGUUAUAUAUAUAUAUAAAUGAUUAAAUAUGUUACCAUUUCAGUUGGGGGGGAUGGGGUUACAUCUAAAUAAUAUAACCCUCUUUGAAACAGAACUCUGUAACAUUGUUGACGAGAAAACACGCUGUCGGUGUGGCACUAAUGCUCAAAGCCAUAAUGAGAUCUAUGGCCCAACCCCACACCACACAGUGGAUAAAAAUAAUUCAUAAGAAGCUUCUGGCACCUCAGGCAAGGAGACUUAAGAGAACGACACUCGACAUACAGUAUGUGUGAAAGUGGAUAAUCACCUACAGUAUGAACAGGAGCAGCAGUGGAUUUUCAAAGACUUGGGCAGAACUUAUUACUGUUGGUGAAUCUACACUUGACAUGACACAGUGAUCCAGAGCAUACUCUGUGUGUAUUGGACUUUUUUCCAUUCACAGUAACAAGAAAAUCCAGAUUUCACAUGUGUCCAGUUCAAACAGCACGAAGGUGAAGACACUUUUUAAUGGAAGGAGACUAUGCAGACUAUUCCUUCAUAUUUCUUCAUUACAGACAAAAGUAUAUAGUAGUAACUGGUGGAUGUAAAAAUUAGUUUUGGCAACUGAUAUCAUCAUUACCUAGC
Molecule: messenger RNA, 2959 nt
Organism: Solea senegalensis (Senegalese sole)
Lineage: Eukaryota; Metazoa; Chordata; Actinopteri; Pleuronectiformes; Soleidae
Gene: ppp2r3c
Product: protein phosphatase 2, regulatory subunit B'', gamma
Exons: 13
Coding region: 126-1499 (457 amino acids)
Biological process (GO): T cell homeostasis; positive regulation of B cell differentiation; microtubule cytoskeleton organization
Cellular component (GO): spindle; centrosome
Source: RefSeq, a predicted model, not a curated record